CUCACGGGAUCAAGGCAGGAACUCGCACCGCGCGCGUCCCUCGGAUGAUCAGGGCGCGCAACCCCUGACCCCAGGCACUUUCUCGGCCCAAUCGCGGGGCCCAGAGCAUCGCGGAGAUUUGGGGGGCGCCGAGAUCGAGGGUCUGGCGGUCGCAGGCACUACCCUACGACUGGGCUUUGGCUCUGGAGCUGCGGGAACAUGCGCCCGGAACGGCAGCUUGUUUGACCGUUGCCGGACUAUGUUUACACUUCUGGUUCUCUUCAGCCAACUGCCCAUAGCUACCUUCGCGUUUCCUCAUUGCACAAGAAGUCCGGAGGAGUCUAGGCAUGCCGGGGAAGACGUCUUUACACCAAAAGAAGAAGCAAACUCUUUCAUACAUAGACACCUCCUAUAUAAUAGAUUUGAUUUGGAGCUCUUCACUCCUGGUGACCUAGAAAGAGAGUGCAAUGAAGAACUUUGUAAUUAUGAAGAAGCCAGAGAGAUUUUUGUGGAUGAAGAUAAAACGAUGGCGUAUUGGCAGGAAUAUUCGAUUAAAGGACCAGCCACGAAAUCAGGUGGUAACAGAGAGAAAAUUGAUGUUAUGGGCCUUCUGACUGGACUAAUUGCUGCUGGAGUAUUUUCGAUUAUUUUUGGAUUACUGGGUUACUAUCUUUGUAUCACUAAGUGUAACAGGCAACAGCAUCCAGGUUCUUCAGCCACCUACAUAAGAAGGGGCCAGCAUGCUCCCGCCAUCCUUUUCAGGAGACCUGAAGAGGCUGUCUUGUUUCCAUCGCCACCUUUAUCGGAAGACACAGGAUUACCUUCUUAUGAACAGGCAGUGGCACUGACCAGAAAACACAAUAUUUCGCCACCACCACCAUACCCUGGGCCAGAAAAAGGGUUUAGGGUGUUUAAAAAGUCCAUGUCGCUCCCAUCUCACUAAGCCCACCUUGCCGUCUUGGUGAUACAGGAGAUUCAUGUUAUUUGAAUGGUUUGUUUUCCCUGAAUCAAAAAAAAACAUGUCAGUUCAGCCCUUUAUGACAAACUGCAAGAUGUAAAGGAGGAAUAAACAUGAGUGCUACACAAGAGAAGUUCUGUUGGCGUCUUGGACCUGAAUUUUUCAUCAUUGUCAGCUUGAUAAGAAACAUUGACUCUGUAUCUUGCAGUCGAGAAGACAGCACUUUGUUGUUUAUUUUUACAGUUCAAAAAAAUUUGUGUUAUGGAUGUCAUAACUAGAAUUGGUGAACUAUUUGUUGUAUCCUUUGUGCAGACAAAGGUUGUAGAUUUUUUGUGUUGGAUAUAUAAAAAGUAAGAAUUUCUAAUUCAAUUAUCCCAAGUCAUAAUAUUAGACCCUCUUUUUAUUAGGAUUUCUUUUUGGUUGGAAAUACUUCACAGAAUUUGACAUUUCAAUAUAAAUUGGUGGCCUUGAUAUACUUGGUUUUAUAGUUUAAAUUAUUGCAUAGCAUUCAUCAUGUUUUUCAGGUUUCCAUGGUUAACUCUUGCUAUCAGUCAUGCUUCAUUAUGAGGAAUGGGAUCAAUGGUUUUCUCUUUCUUAAAAAAAAAACAAAAAAACAACACUUGCCAGGGAUUUUGCUCUUCAGAGGGUUGCAAUGGCAAGGAUUUGCAAUAGUUGCUAUACUAACAAAUAAAUAAAUAGGCCUCAAACCUAGGAGUGACUAGAACUUGACAAAGUAGCCCAUGUUUCUGACGAGUAGACAUAUCAUACCCAUCUUCAUUGUUAAAUUAUCUAUAUAUGACUAUAUAUAAUUAUUUAUCUUAAAACUUUGUUGAAUCUUCUAAAUAAUAGCUUGAGAACCUAAAAAAAAGUAAUUUACUUUUCUGCUGUUAAAAUAAUAUUGAUUAAAGAGGAUUAAAAUAAGUGCAAAGUGCAAGGUGCAAAGUUACUUGAGACAAAGUGUUUAUGUAAAGCCAAGGUAUGACAAAUGGUAUAAUUUUUAUAGGUAAUGUAGGUGGCUUUAAAAAGAGCACCUUUCUGGGGUGGCUGGUUAGCUCAGGUGGUUAGAGCAUGCUGCUGAUAACACCAAGGUUGCUGGUUCGAUCCCCGCAUG
Messenger RNA from Hipposideros armiger (great roundleaf bat), 2048 nucleotides. It is a transcript of the gene PRRG4, whose product is annotated as proline rich and Gla domain 4. The record is from RefSeq and is a predicted model, not a curated record. Gene Ontology annotation, cellular component: plasma membrane; extracellular region. Gene Ontology annotation, molecular function: calcium ion binding. Bases 239 to 922 code for a protein of 227 amino acids. The transcript is spliced from 6 exons. Lineage: Eukaryota; Metazoa; Chordata; Mammalia; Chiroptera; Hipposideridae.